Messenger RNA from Limulus polyphemus (Atlantic horseshoe crab), 1556 nucleotides. Its product is annotated as probable phosphorylase b kinase regulatory subunit alpha. The record is from RefSeq and is a predicted model, not a curated record. The transcript is spliced from 10 exons. Lineage: Eukaryota; Metazoa; Arthropoda; Merostomata; Xiphosura; Limulidae. Gene Ontology annotation, cellular component: phosphorylase kinase complex. The annotation marks the transcript as partial. Gene Ontology annotation, molecular function: calmodulin binding. Gene Ontology annotation, biological process: glycogen metabolic process.
GUGGAAGAAUACGCUGAAGCUUUAGAUGAGAUUCUUGUGAAAACUGAAGAUGGGUUGAAGUAUGUGCCAGAACUGUAUACUGUUUCAGCUGAUAAGGUUGAACUUGAAUACAGACAACCACAUAGCCAGGAUAGAGUUCCUAUUGGACAGAUUCCCUUCAUGUGGGCCCAGUCUUUAUACAUCAUUGGUCGCCUUGUUCAAGAGGGUUUCUUGGCUCCGGGUGAGUUGGACCCGCUAAACAGAAGGCUAUCUUCUGAGAAGAAACCAGAUGUGGUUGUACAAGUUGUUAUUCUAGCAGAAGAUAGCAUCAUUCAAGAAAAACUCCGUGGCCACGAGAUUCAUGUCCAGACUGCUUUUGAAGUAUCACCCAUUGAGGUCCAACCUGCCCGGGUUCUGAGCCAUAUUUAUGCCUACCUUGGAAAAAACCGUAAAAUGAACUUAUCUGGUCGGCAGUCCCGUGACGUUGGCUUACUGAGCACAAGCAAGCUAUACACUUUACAGGACAAGAUAUUUGCCUUCACUCCUCAGAACCUAGACCGAGAGGAUUCUUACCUUGUGAAUGAUGUAGAACUUAUGGCCAACACUUUGCGGUCAGACAUAGGUUUUCUUAGCUCCAACUGGCGUAUGCUUGGACGUCCAACUGUAUCAAUAAUUCUUCAUCAUCAUCAUCUGGAGAAUGAUAAAAUUCCAUUGGCUAUGGUCUCUACCAUCAAAAAACUAAAAAGUGGAUACAUUAAUGGCACCAGAGUGGCUCUGGGAACUCUUGAUGAAUUUCUAAGCACAUCUUGCAUCACAAGUUUGAGUUUUCUAGGUAAUCAAGAGGAAGGUGAUCCUGACAGUUUACAUCUCAUGGUGAAAGAGUAUUUGGAACGUGAACUACACAAACCACUCAGUCGUCCUUCGCUCCCAAAGAAACGUCCAAAGAGAAAACUGAGUAUGAUCCGUAGCAGACGUUCGGGAAUCUCUGGAAUCAUUAAGCGCACGCGAUCCAUCCAGGUGGACCAGUAUGAUCCAGGCAAGUCAAGUAUGGAGAAUAGUAGGAAAGAUGAUCUCGCCAGACUUCGGGCAUCUUAUGACAAGCACUCUAGGUCACCGCCGACGUCCCCAGGACCAGAAGCAGUGUCCAUACAAUCGGAGUCUUCCUAUUCAUCGCCUACAGAGUCUAGAGACAGAAGUCCUUCUCCGUCCCAAGAGGACGAUGAACAGUGGGAGACUGUUGCACGUGUCCGGACUACUUCAGACCUUCAGUUUGAGCAUGUGACAGAAGACGAACUGUUGGGUAUGCUGAGGGAAACGGACAACCUUGAAGAAUUAGGAGACCUACUCCACUUUCUUGUUGUUACCAAGCAUGUAUCUCUUCUUCAUCAAACUCAAAGUGGAAAUAAGAUGAAAAAUUAAAUUUUGUUGUUGUAGUAUAAUUGUGAUUGAGGUGUUGUGUAAUUGUUUGUGUUUAUCACAAAAUUCCUCAUUACUUGAGUCGGACAUUCGUGGUCAGUGGGUCAACACUAAUAAAGCAUUACGUACUUUAAACUCUAUUUAUAAGUUAAUGGUGAUGG